CGGAAGAAGAUAAUAAAAACACUACAACCGACCGAAUUCGAUUUAAGUAAUAGUAAAUUAAAGAAAUAAUAACCAAAAAUAAUGGGUAAUGCUAAAAAUUUAAAAACACCACAAAGUCGACCACAUUCCAAUCCACAAACAAGUAAAUUCAAGCACAAUAAGGUAGCAGGAAGUAACAAAAGUAGUGGCCAAAAACCGCCUUUCAAAAGGCCACCACAUGCACAUGGCAAGAGAGCAUUUGUAAAAUCCAAAGAAGACUUAAAAAAGGAAAGAGCUCUAAAAUUCCAACAACGCCAAGAGGCCAGAGCACAAAAACAAAAGGAACUGGAAGAGGAACGGGCCAAGGCCAAGCAAGAAAAAGAGGAAAAGGUGCGACAGUACAAAAAGAAACGCCUUGAGAGGACCAAAGCGCUAAGCAAGAGAACACAACGCGGUCAACCAUUGAUGAAAGAUCGCAUGCAGUUGCUGUUGAAACAAAUUCAAGAAAUGAAGCGAAAUGGAUGAUCUAUAAUAGAAUUGUAGUUAAUUGCAGUAUACUUUAAGUUAUUAUAUUUACUUAUUAAUUGGAAUAUGUAUAUGCCAUGAUGUA
Stomoxys calcitrans (stable fly) is the source of this 589-nucleotide messenger RNA. RefSeq names its product thyroid transcription factor 1-associated protein 26. The transcript is spliced from 2 exons. Lineage: Eukaryota; Metazoa; Arthropoda; Insecta; Diptera; Muscidae. Bases 82 to 504 code for a protein of 140 amino acids. The record is from RefSeq and is a predicted model, not a curated record.